This is a messenger RNA of Kwoniella shivajii, 1953 nucleotides long. RefSeq lists its product as uncharacterized. The record is from RefSeq and is a predicted model, not a curated record. Bases 1 to 1953 code for a protein of 650 amino acids. The transcript is spliced from 5 exons. NCBI's taxonomy places the organism in Eukaryota, Fungi, Basidiomycota, Tremellomycetes, Tremellales, Cryptococcaceae.
AUGAAUCUGCUAAUUUCUGCUCAACAUGCAUAUAUUAUAAUUUCCUUAGUUUCCAUUCCACUCAUCUUCUUUCCGCUCUUACCUCACAUCUUCCCAUCUAACCUAUCAGGAAUAGCUCCUAAUGUCAAACUUAGUACACCUUCAAUAUCAUUAGCUAUGUGGACAAUGCUUCGAUGCGGAAUAUCUCUACUCGAUCGAUACGUACUGAAGAAAGGUGGUGAUUUAUUCUGUAGUAUAGAUGCGAUGGUAGUAGCUACUUUGACAACUGGGAUGGUCGCCCAUUUACCCGCUAUUGCCCUGUUCCGGUACAAAUCACUUCCUACACCUUCUAAUCCCUUUCCCACAAAUCCGACAAAAGGUAGAACGAUCAUAUGCUUGAUGACCAUUUAUGCCUAUUCACUCCUUCCUUGCGUUCCGACACUCUCAAAUGCUAUAUCUCGACAUUUUGAUUCUCCAGAUGGUAUUGUAAAAUGGUGGGGCUUUUAUUGCAUUGAUAAAGGUGAUUGGUUCAGCACCGUUCGACCCAUUACCCUUCUCAUACCCCUCGGGAUGACUCUACCUAUCACGAUCCUAAUCUUAUCGUUACUUUACUCAACCUCAGGCCAUCCAUCACCGCAUAUCCAUCCAACAAUCAACAAUUGGCUUCAGGGUAUUAUACUCCUUUUGAUAUCAAGUGGGAUUGGAGGCUUCGUGAUCUGUGAAAGAUUGGUGGGAUGGAAUGACAGAUGGUGGUUACGAUCUUUUGAGGCGCUCGCUGGUCCAAUGUUGGCAUUAUGUUUUCUUACCGAUAAGAACAUAUAUAUCACAUAUUCACAUUGGAUUUUACUUCGUCGACCACCAAAAUCCGAGCCACUUGAAAAUACGAGUCCAUUAUUACCGACCUCGGACGAAAAAUCUUUGAAUAGGUCAUCAUCUUUCUUUGUACCCAGAAUUACUGGGACAAGAUCGAGAUUAGUUCCUAAAAGGAGUGUAAGGUUCCCACCUACACCACAACAAGCUGAAUAUAUUCCAAAUCGACAAACUCUUGAUUCAACACGAAGUGAAUCAGUCUUUGGAAGAGGUAGUCUAUUACCUCCUCCAGCCAAACUGAGGACGAAAUUGAGUAAACCAAAUACCGAGUUAAGACUGAACCUUGAAGAACUAUAUCCUUCACCAUGCAUCGACGUGUCAAGAUCCGAGUCUACUUCGGGAUGUCAAAAUGAGAUGGAAAUACCCGAUGUCAUUAUUCAACAGCCGACGCCAAUUCAUAUGAGUCAGGAUGGAUAUAAAUACUCUAUCAGUGCAAGCAAGUCGUCACCUUUUCGUCAUCAUGAUUUCGAUACUAUACAUUCAGUGAAUACAAACGUGGCCUUUCCAUCUCAUUCUCCUCCUCGAUGUCGACGUGAAUCUGUAAACAGAAAUACCGAUAUCAAUAGUCCGGUCACAUACACAACAUACACGCAAGCCUCAGAACCAUUUGAUGAUAGGUAUAACGAACUGAUAUCUACCGCUGAGUCCGGAUUUGAUACAGAUAUUUUCCCUCAAAACCGACCAGGCAGAAGAGCAUCAAGAAAAAGUACAAGUACAAGUACGAGUUCAGGUCCUGGUAUAGGUGAAAUGAUCUCUACAAUAGGUCAAUAUCCCAUUACUAGAUCAUUCACACCAGCGACUACCUCUACAUCAGCUUCAAGUAAGAGUAGACCGUUAACUGAGACCUCUUCAAUCUACUCACAGCCCUCCUUGAUCGAGUCAUCCCAUGCUCAUCAACAUAUAAAUCGGACUCCACAUGUCCUGAGACCAGCUUUGGCUUAUAGGAGAAAUACAAGCGAUUACAGGUAUACACCAAGUAAUUUGAUGUUCACUGCUCCUGAGGAGAACGCAGAAGAAGAAUUGAUAUCUUUCCAUCUGGAAUCGAGCUCGAAGAAUGACUAUGAAUAUGGACAUGAGCUUGAAGGAUCAUCGAAUCUCGUUUAA